GAACAAAGAAGCUGUUUGACUGUCAAGGUGUUGAACAGCGGUCCCCUCUGCUUCCAGACCUCCCUUCUUCAGUUAAUAUGCCUUUUUUAGGCAAAGACUGGAGGUCGCCUGGAUGGAGGUGGACGAAGACGGAGCAUGGCUGGAAGAGGCUUGUUUUCUUCGGACACGAGUUGGAGGACAACAACAAAGAGAUGGACUUGAAAGAAUUCUGCAGUAACGACAAUGAGGAUCUGUUCGUCGGAGAAGUUUGUGAACUCGCCAACACCAAGAGGAAAAAGGACUUCUACAAUAACAAUACCAAAUCCCAAUUUGUUUUCAGAGAUAAAUGGAUCUACGUACAGAAAGGGAGCACAAAAGAACGGCACGGGUACUGCACGCUCGGAGAAGCUCUCAACCGACUGGACUUUUCCAGCGCCAUUCAAGACUUGAGAAGAUUCAACUACGUUGCAAAGCUCUUUCAGCUAAUAGCCAGGUCCCAGCUGACAUCUUUGAGUGGUGCUGCCCAGAAAAACUAUUUCAAUAUUCUGGAGAAGAUCGUACGAAAAGUCUUAGAGGACCAGUACAAUCCACGUCUCGUUAAGGAGCUUCUGCAGGACUUGAGCUCCACGCUCCACAGUCUGACCAUCCAUGUUGGCAGGUGUGUCCUUGUGGGCAACGUGAACAUCUGGCUGUGCCGCUUGGAGACUAUUGUGAAAUGGCAGCAGGAGCUCAACAACAUGCAGAUCCCCAAGCAAAUGUGCACRGGUAUUUCGUUCAGCGACUUGCCACUACACAUGCAGAGCAAAAUCCUCUGCAAGUUAUCGGACGGCUGCGACAUCAUCAACCUGGGACAGGCCACGCCCACGCUGCACAUCCUCAGCGAGAACAGGAYGCUGUGGAAGAAGCUGUGCCACUUUCACUUUUCAGACAAACCGUUCUGCAGGAAUCUGGUUCUUGCGAAGAACGACAAUGUGGACUGGAAGCUGAUGUAUUUCACCCUGCAGAAGCACUACCCCAUGAAGGAGCAGUACGGCGACACGUUGCACUUUUGCAAACACUGUAGCAUCCUCUUCUGGAAGGAUCGCCAUGUGGCUUUGUUACUCAAGGACUUUGGCCACCCRUGCACAGCCAACGAUCCAGACAGCUGCCUGAUGCCCAUUUCUCCGCAGCACUUUAUCGACCUCUUCAAAUUUUAAAUCCUCCGUGACGGCGUCGAAUCCAACCGUCUGUUUACUCUCAAUCCUACGCCAAGCCUGUGGACUGUGUUUGACUCCAAUAAUAAGGGCUUCAAUUGGACAAAGUGUUUGCUCUUUUUCCACARAACAAAAUGUUGGUAAUCAUAAAAAGGAACUUCUGUUUUUUCUGCACUAACGUUUGUCUUUAAGACAGAAAAAAAACAACUUCUCCCUAGAAAGGGAAUAUGUAAGUGUGCAAUAUAAAUAUAUUGAAAGGAUUUAAUGUUUAAACAUGUUUUUGCACGUUCAGGUGGUUAUAUGUAAUAAAGUUAUAAGAAAUAGAAAUGAACGUUAACACAAAACAAAGGAUUUGUUAAAUAUUUAUUGAAAAGUUAAUCUGGAUUAUGAUCCGUUUGGUUUUGGUGGCAUUUUUCUGCUUGUUUGUCAUGUUUUCCUCUGUUUACAAACUAAUUGUCGUCCUUCGUCAGUUCCUGUUGUGCUGUGCGUACGUCGAUUAUGUCGGCACUAAACAAAAUUAGCAUUGAGCACUGUUAGCUGUACAAGUUUUUCUACUUUUGUCAGAAGUGUAAAGUAACAAAAAAAGGAAAUGUUAAUGAUUAAGUCAGAAAAUAUUUUGUAACCCUCUUCCAACUUUUGUAAUAUCCCUUUACUGGUUCAUGCUCUGGAUGGUACUAUUGUAACUUUUAUUGGGAAAAAAAUAGCUAUGAAAUAAAUACUUAAAACUAUU
This is a messenger RNA of Austrofundulus limnaeus, 1902 nucleotides long. It is a transcript of the gene fbxo25, whose product is annotated as F-box protein 25. NCBI's taxonomy places the organism in Eukaryota, Metazoa, Chordata, Actinopteri, Cyprinodontiformes, Rivulidae. Gene Ontology annotation, cellular component: nucleus; cytoplasm; SCF ubiquitin ligase complex. The record is from RefSeq and is a predicted model, not a curated record. Gene Ontology annotation, biological process: protein ubiquitination. Gene Ontology annotation, molecular function: protein binding.